Messenger RNA from Otolemur garnettii (small-eared galago), 375 nucleotides. RefSeq names its product regulator of hemoglobinization and erythroid cell expansion (gene RHEX). NCBI's taxonomy places the organism in Eukaryota, Metazoa, Chordata, Mammalia, Primates, Galagidae. The transcript has 4 exons. The record is from RefSeq and is a predicted model, not a curated record. Bases 1 to 375 code for a protein of 124 amino acids. Gene Ontology annotation, cellular component: plasma membrane.
AUGCUGUCAGAAGCCAUGAACCUCUGGCAAGGCAUAGUGAUUGCGGCGGUGACACUCUUCCUGCAGACCUGCCUCCUGACAGCCAUCAACUACCUGCUCAGCAGGCACAUGGAUGACAGUGACACAUCCUCAGAUAGCUCGGACAGCUCCGACAGCUCACCUCCCGUCCACCAGGCCACCAAGGAUGUGAGUUACACGCAAGUGGUCUUUUCAGCCCCUGGAGGACUGAAAAAUGACUCUGCCCGGGACUAUGAGAACACAAAGGAAGCCACAGAUUAUGUCAAUGUCAAUCCAAAAAGCUACACGACCAGUUUCUGGACUUUUGCGAACCCUUCUGUUUCUGAGCCAGUGGAAUAUACUCAAGUGGCCAUGUGA